Drosophila mojavensis is the source of this 501-nucleotide messenger RNA. Its product is annotated as WW domain-containing protein C660.06. Lineage: Eukaryota; Metazoa; Arthropoda; Insecta; Diptera; Drosophilidae. The coding region runs from base 1 to 501 and encodes 166 amino acids. The record is from RefSeq and is a predicted model, not a curated record. The transcript has a single exon.
AUGGAAUACCUGAAGAUUGUCCCGCUCUUGUUGCUGGGCAUUUGCGUGGUGCUGUGUGGUGCAGUGGAGCAGCAAGAAGUGCUGUCUGUGGUUCAGGAAAAGGAGCCGCAGGAGCCACAGGUGGUGUCGGAGUCACAGACGGAGCCGGAGUCAGAGGUGGUGCAGGAAACACUGGUGGUGCAGGAACCACAAAUGGAGCUGCUAACAUCUGGCGAUAGUUCUCAAACGGAUGUGGUUGCAAAUGCCACAGCGGAUGCUGAUGACACUGAGGGCGGUGCUCGCAAAGUACGCCAAUACUUUGGCCCACCACCGCCGCUCUUCUACGGUGGACUACCGCCACCCUACUAUGGAGGAGGUGGAUUUGGUGGCUUUGGCGGUGGCUAUGGUGGCUUCGGCGGCGGCUACGGCUUUCAGCGCACUCGUGUGGUUACGCGCACGCGCUAUCGCGGUCGCUACGGUGGCUUCGGUGGUGGCUUCGGAGGCGUCGGCUUCUACGGCUAA